This is a messenger RNA of Phragmites australis (common reed), 2103 nucleotides long. Its product is annotated as benzaldehyde dehydrogenase, mitochondrial-like. Gene Ontology annotation, molecular function: aldehyde dehydrogenase (NAD+) activity. Lineage: Eukaryota; Viridiplantae; Streptophyta; Magnoliopsida; Poales; Poaceae. The transcript is spliced from 11 exons. The record is from RefSeq and is a predicted model, not a curated record. The coding region runs from base 167 to 1816 and encodes 549 amino acids.
GGGUGGAAUCAAAACCCGUCCCCACGUGCUCCAUCUAUAUCUCUACUCCCACCAGUCAGGCGACCACCACUGCUGGCGACGCCUUCAAGUACGAGCGAACAUCUCCUUCCAUUACUGAGCUGCGGAUCUUCAGAGGGUUCGAUUCGGCGGGCGCAAUAAAUACUCCAUGGCCGCUGCAACACGGAGGGCCGCCUCCUCCCUGGUCUCCCGCUGCCUCCUCGCCAGGGCCUCUGCCGGUGCGCCGCCCGCUGUCCCCUCUGCGCUCCGCAGGCCAGAUGGGAGUCGUGGACUGUUGCCAGGGAUCCUUCAGAGGUUUAGCACUGCAGCAGCAGCAGAGGAGCCCAUCUCGCCCCCAGUUCAAGUGAACUACACAAAGCUCCUCAUCAAUGGCAACUUUGUUGAUUCCGCAUCUGGCAAGACCUUCCCAACUCUGGACCCUCGUACCGGGGAGGUGAUUGCUCAUGUGGCUGAAGGUGACUCAGAGGACAUUAACCGUGCAGUCGAUGCUGCCCGCAAGGCGUUUGAUGAAGGGCCAUGGCCAAAGAUGACUGCCUAUGAGAGGUCUUGUGUUCUUCUGCGAUUUGCUGAUUUGAUUGAGAAGCACAAUGAUGAGAUUGCUGCUUUGGAGACAUGGGACAACGGGAAGCCUUAUGAGCAAUCUGCUCACAUUGAAGUGCCAAUGGUGGCCCGUCUUAUGCGUUACUAUGCUGGUUGGGCAGAUAAGAUCCAUGGGCUCAUUGUGCCUGCUGAUGGCCCUCACCAUGUACAGGUGCUGCAUGAGCCGAUCGGUGUCGCAGGUCAGAUCAUCCCGUGGAACUUCCCACUUUUGAUGUUUUCCUGGAAAGUUGGCCCUGCUUUGGCAUGUGGCAACACUGUUGUGCUCAAGACUGCUGAACAAACUCCUCUAUCAGCUUUGUAUAUCUCCAAGUUGUUGCACGAGGCUGGACUCCCCGAGGGUGUCCUGAAUGUGGUAUCUGGUUUUGGUCCUACUGCUGGUGCUGCUCUUGCUAGUCACAUGGAUGUUGAUAAGCUUGCAUUCACUGGAUCAACCGAUACUGGCAAAAUUGUUCUUGAGUUGGCUGCAAGGAGUAAUCUUAAGCCAGUGACACUGGAGUUAGGAGGCAAAUCGCCUUUUAUUGUCAUGGACGAUGCUAAUAUUGACCAUGCUGUUCAGCUUGCGCAUUUUGCGCUGUUCUUUAACCAGGGGCAAUGCUGCUGUGCUGGGUCUCGCACAUUUGUACAUGAGCGUGUCUAUGAUGAAUUUGUAGAGAAGUCCAAAGCUUGUGCUUUGAAUCGUGUAGUUGGCGAUCCAUUCAAGAAAGGUGUUGUACAGGGACCUCAGAUUGACAAUGAUCAAUUCAACAAGAUAUUGCGCUACAUCAGGUCAGGUGUUGACAAUGGAGCUACCCUCGUGACAGGUGGUGAUAGGUUGGGUGACAAAGGUUUCUACAUCCAGCCAACGGUUUUCUCUGAUGUGCAGGAUGACAUGAAGAUUGCUCAAGAGGAGAUAUUUGGGCCUGUUCAGUCGAUCCUCAAGUUCAAUGAUCUCAACGAGGUCAUCAAGAGGGCAAACGCAAGCCGCUACGGAUUGGCUGCUGGCGUUUUCACCAACAACUUGGACACGGCCAACACCCUGACACGCGCGCUCAAAGUUGGGACUGUCUGGGUGAACUGCUUCGACGUCUUCGACGCGGCAAUCCCCUUCGGUGGCUACAAGAUGAGCGGCAUUGGGAGGGAGAAGGGCAUCGACAGCCUGAAGAACUACCUGCAGAUCAAGGCCGUGGUCACCCCUCUGAAGAACGCCGCGUGGUUGUGAACGCGGCAUAUAUGAUCCGCUCGGCAUGGAUUGCAGAUGGCCAUUCCUUUCAACGCCUGGGAACAGUGUGAAAAUGGUAAUAGCCGGAUGCGAUAAUGAAGAAGAAGAUGAAGAACAACUCUAAUAAGCUUUUCCCUAGCCUGGGUUGUUAAUUUUUCCUAUAAGCCUUGUGGUUGGUGCCCAUCUUGUGUAAUUUUUUCCUUUUUCCCUUUUCUGGGGAGAUAAGACCGAUAUAUUGUAGCAACGGAUUUUUCUGUUCAUCAUGAAAAAGCACCUGUUCGAAGUAA